UUGCGUAUUUAUAUAAUAAAUAUAGAUACUUUGUUUUCUUUAUUCACAACUGAGAGAACAAAAAGGCACUCAAUUGACACAUUAAAUUUGUGAAAUAUUUUUUUAUUGCUUCAUCACAAGAAGUUGAUUUUAUUUUGCAUCGGAGCAGGACGUGUCAAUAAUUUUAAACAAAUUAACCUCAUUCGAUUAAAAAGGUAGACCGAUCGUGUUGUUUGAAUUAUAUUGUGGGUCAGUUUUUGUUUUAAUUGGAUCGAAAAAAGAGCAAAUCCACCUACAAAGUAUUGUCAUUUGACAAUAGAAACAAUGAUGUCAUAACAAUAUAAAAAUGCAUCAUACAUUUUGAGUUUUAAUUGUGUUUCUGGCGGACAAGUGAAACGAAAAGAUAAGCCUGAAAAAAUCAAAUGUUCAAAUAGUGGCACAUAAAUUGUUGAGACAUUUUCUAUUUCCAAAUUCAUAAUUUGUUGAACAGUCGUCGUGUAAACAAAGGAAAAACCAAAAUUCAUUUUGAAAAUUUUGCGUGUGAGCGUCAAGGUUGAAAAAUAAAUCAAAUAAAAUGUCGGACCGCAGUAAUGCUUCGUCGCCUUCUCCAUCGACUCAACAGCCACUAGUCAAAAUUGGCCACUAUACACUGGGUAACACACUCGGAACGGGCACAUUUGGAAAGGUGAAAAUUGGCGAACAUCAACUGACAAAACAUAAAGUGGCUGUCAAGAUUCUAAAUCGUCAGAAAAUUCGUUCGCUUGAUGUGGUUGGUAAAAUUCGACGGGAAAUUCAAAAUUUGAAACUCUUUCGUCAUCCGCACAUCAUCAAAUUGUAUCAAGUCAUUUCAACGCCCACGGACAUUUUCAUGAUAAUGGAAUAUGUGUCGGGCGGUGAAUUAUUUGAUUACAUUGUCAAAAAUGGAAAGCUACAAGAACACGAAGCACGCAGAUUUUUCCAGCAAAUCAUUUCGGGCGUUGAUUAUUGCCAUCGACAUAGCAUCGUUCACAGAGAUUUAAAGCCGGAAAAUCUACUGCUCGAUCACAAUCGUCACGUGAAAAUAGCCGAUUUUGGCCUAUCGAAUAUGAUGUUGGAUGGUGAAUUUCUACGAACAUCGUGCGGUUCACCAAACUAUGCAGCCCCCGAAGUUAUUUCGGGUAAAUUAUAUGCGGGCCCAGAAGUGGACAUUUGGUCAUGUGGUGUCAUUUUAUAUGCCUUAUUGUGUGGUACGUUGCCAUUUGACGAUGAACAUGUUCCGACGCUAUUUCGCAAAAUUAAAUCCGGAAUAUUUGCCAUACCGGAAUAUUUGAAUAAAAAUGUGAUCAGUUUGCUUUGUCAAAUGUUGCAAGUGGAUCCAUUGAAACGUGCAACAAUCGAGGAAAUUAAAAAGCACGAUUGGUUCCAACGCGAUUUGCCAAACUAUUUGUUUCCAUCGUCGAUUGAAAAUGACAGCAAUAUCGUGGAUACGCUUGCCGUUGCCGAAGUAUGCCAGAAAUUCGGUGUUAAAGAAGUUGAAGUGCAUAAUGCUUUGUUGAGCGGAGAUCGGCAUGAUCAAUUGGCAAUUGCAUACCAUUUAAUUAUCGAUAAUAAACGAUUUGCUGACGAAGCAGCCAAAUCAGAAAUGGAAAACUUUUAUGUUGUACCACCAUCGAGUCCGCCACCCACUCACUACAGUCCGAAUAACACGAUUGAUAAAUCGUCUGGCGAAGGUACACCAGCCUCAUUUAGACAUCCGGAGAGAAUAGCACCGUUACGCGAACGUGCUGCAAAUAGUAAUGUAUAUACAGGACCAAAUCCACAAACCACAGCCGGUCUGAUCGGAAGCGAAAAAGUACGUGGAACACCGGUUAAACGAGCCAAAUGGCAUUUGGGCAUUCGAUCACAGAGCAAACCCAACGAUAUAAUGCUCGAAGUUUAUCGAGCCAUGAAGGCCUUGGAUUAUGAAUGGAAAAUUAUAAACCCGUACCAUGUGCGUGUUCGACGAGUAAACAAUUCUCCAGGAAAGUAUGACGUGAAAAUGUCAUUGCAAUUGUAUCAAGUUGACGCAAAGAGUUAUUUGUUAGAUUUUAAAUCUCUGACCAACGAGGAAGUCGAACAAGGAGAUGAUGUUAUAAUGGAGAACGCGACACCGCCAAAUUCAAUGGGCAUUCCAAUAAUGCCACAACAACCGACCGGACACCAUACUAUGGAAUUUUUUGAGAUGUGUGCCGCUUUAAUCAUUCAAUUGGCCAGAUGAAUUCGAUUCUCUCCGAAAAAAAAUCAAUCUCUAUACUUUACAAAGAAUUUCAUUUAAAAUGUCAACAAAAUAUAGCUUUCACGGCACGUAGACCAUAGAUAUAUAGAAAUUAAGAUGAAAAGAAAUUGAAUACGAGUAUUGUAUAUGUUUAAUUUGAAUUUAGACUUUUUUGCACAGAAAAACACAUUAAUUUGCUUAUAGUUUAUAUUGAAUAUUUUAUCAUUGAAAUUGUUUUAUUUUCUCUUGUUAUUGUUUUAAUUUUAUUUAUUAGUUAAUAUGCUUCAAAUUACUUGCACUUUUUUGAUUUUUAAAUCAGUUCGUGGCGACGCUUAGAAAGAAUUUUCGAUCGAACAAAAGUUUUUAGUUU
Molecule: messenger RNA, 2582 nt
Organism: Contarinia nasturtii (swede midge)
Lineage: Eukaryota; Metazoa; Arthropoda; Insecta; Diptera; Cecidomyiidae
Gene: AMPKalpha
Product: 5'-AMP-activated protein kinase catalytic subunit alpha-2
Exons: 2
Coding region: 554-2215 (553 amino acids)
Biological process (GO): intracellular signal transduction; protein phosphorylation
Cellular component (GO): cytoplasm
Molecular function (GO): ATP binding; protein serine/threonine kinase activity
Source: RefSeq, a predicted model, not a curated record